Messenger RNA from Zootermopsis nevadensis, 7713 nucleotides. RefSeq names its product 5'-nucleotidase-related protein. Gene Ontology annotation, biological process: nucleotide catabolic process. The record is from RefSeq and is a predicted model, not a curated record. Gene Ontology annotation, molecular function: hydrolase activity. NCBI's taxonomy places the organism in Eukaryota, Metazoa, Arthropoda, Insecta, Blattodea, Termopsidae.
GCGGACUUGGGUUUGAUGGAAAGUGCUGUUUUCCAGUACAGACGUACCCAUAUCGCAGCUGGAAUUCAGGCACUGAACAGUUUUAUUAUCGACUGUCUUCUAGACCACAUUGCGUUUGUGAUGGACAUCGUGUUACAUUCCUCCAGGUCAACUCCCAGUCGCCCGCCCUGUCGUGUGGAGAGCUGUUUCCUCGUACAUUUUCUACGUCAACACACCAGGAUCACGCAAGUACGUAGUUUGUGUGGCAGACUCGUUGGGAUAUGCAGGGCUCAGUGGGAUAACAGAUUGCAAGUGUCUUCAGGCUUGUUUUACAAGAUGCUGGAUAGAAGAGACAGUUAUUCUCAUAAUUUCAUUUGCGUGACUGCAACAGUGUUGCUUCUCCUUGGAUACAGCAACUGUGUCUUAGCGCAAGAUGCAGCAGGAACGAUAGCUUCCCAUUUGCCGGCCCAGUCUGCAGUGUCUUCGGCCAACACGUCUGCAAAUUCUUCGUUGUCUUCAGCAUCAAAGUCAGCUGCAACGCAGGCAGUAACAAAUGGAAACCAGACACUAACAAAUGGAACACAGCCAGUAACAAAUGGCACAUCAUUAAUUACAAAUAUAACAAAAUCUGACAAUACAAAUCAAACAGAAGGAACAAGUGCACUUGAUUCACCAUCAGAACCAUCUCUGCUGACAAUUUUCCUUGUCAGCGAUCUGCAGUAUGACAUUUUUCCUGUUUAUCGAGAGAACAGAAGUUUGUGUGAUGUGGGUGAUGUGGGUGAUGAGGAAAAGUGUGAAGGAGGACUGCCUUCUCUCAAGUCUUUCAUGGAAGAUAACCACGAUAACAAUUCGUACGAAAUAUGGCUGAAUGCUGGGAACACUCUGGGAGGCGAUUUGUUCAGAACACUCAAAUUUAAGACAGCUCUACGGGCAAUGCAGGACUUGCCCUUCAAUGCCACAGCUGUGGGAUCAAAUGUGUUCAAGUACGGAGGUGAAGCAGGCCAAAGCUACCUUGAUGGGCUGAAUGAAACUGUUGUGGUAUCAAAUAUUGAUCCAGCACCGAGACACAAGUCAUUAACUUUUGCUGUUGAAAACUGUAGCGUCUCAGUUAUUGGCUAUGUAGACAGCUCGGAGCAGGACAUACAUGGCGUCUCUGUAAAGAAUUACACGGAGAGUAUAAUUGAAGAGGUAGAAAGAAUUAGUAAAGAACAUCAGAAUGAUACAAAACCGAUAAUUGUUGUUAUAGGGAGUUCCACUGUCAAUAAGUCAAAGGCUAUCGCUAGCAUCGAUGGAAUUGAUUUUGUAUUCUUCAGUGGUGCCAACUGGUCUCAAGAUGCAGCACCAAGUAAAGGAGGACAGAAUGUAUCACAAUAUUUUUGUGAGACUGUGAAUAAGACGUCGGUCAACAAAACAGCGCGUGUGUGUAGUCUGAAAGUCAACCACACCAGUGAAACAGGACGCUUUAUUAUAGGGAAAAUGCAACUGCCUAUAACAAACAGCUGCAGUGUUGCCAAUGCAGAGUUUGAUGUCGUACACUAUCAAAACUCCACACAAAAUAAAGAAGCUUUAGAUCUUAUCAAGACUGAACGUAGGAGGCUGCAAAGACAGAAUGAGCCCCUUACCGAGAACACCAAGAACUUGACAGCAGAGAGAGACAUAUGCAGUUAUUCAGAAUGUUCACUUGGGAAUCUGAUCGCAGAUUCCAUGGUGGCAGCUCUGAGAAGUGACGGUACUUUGAACAAAAGUUCCACCACUAUAGGAAUAUUUCCAGCAUCGCAUCUUCGACCAAACGGAACCAUCCCUGAAGGAAACGUGACAGCAAUGGAUCUUUAUGACCUUAUUGACCAAGAUGCGUAUAUCUACAGUGUUUUACUGACAGGCUGCCAGCUGAAGGACAUACUUGAGAUUUCCAUUAAGAGCGUUAAUAAUUCCAACCAAACUGACUUCCUUCACGUAUCUGGUUUAUUACAAAUAGAGUACAGAAAUGAACAUGAGAACAACUCAGAGAUAGCUUCAGUAAAAACAGUUUCAGCUGCUUCAUUAUCCAUGUUGUUACGUGAGAUAGAUGUGAAUGAUAGUGCAACAUUUUACAAUGUAACAGUGCCACUUACACUUCUGAAGAUGGAGAACUACAAGAAGUUACUGGGUGCAGUAAAUGCUUCAUAUCAUCCUGUGACAGUUGUUGAGGCUGUGACAAGAUACAUAAACAACACAAGAUUCCUGCUUCUUCCUGCAGUUGGUACUCGACUGAUACCGAUUGAUUCACGCCCAGCACCGUCUCCCGCGGUUGUUUGUGAAAAUCACAUGGCUACCAUUGUUAUAGUGACACUGAUAAUUGCAGCUUUAGUUGUAGGCCUUCUUUAUGGUGUGUGGAGAUGGCGUUCCAUCAGGUCCCAUCUAAUGCCUGGCUACAUUAACUUUUAAUCUGGUGAGAGGAAGUAAAGAGCCGCUACUUGGUCCAGCUGGUGUCAGAUUGGCUACACUGAAGAGCGAGGAAAGUUAUCAGUGACGAUAUGUUCGGUCAAAGAAGUGUGGUGUGAUGAUGUGAUUUUAUUACUGUAACACAUAUUUCUGCAUUUUGUUACGCAGUGCAGACGUUUAAAGUACGUACAUCUCCGUAAGACAAAAUAAGUUGAUUCUGUACCUUGAAUAUUACAAUUAUCAUCAUCAUCAUCUUCUGCUUUUCUAGAAAUGGACAGGCCAUUGUCAUUUUUGGAAUUUCAGAAUCAUCUUUUAAAAAAAAAAAACCAAUUACAAUUUACUCUAUUUCUUCACUUGUCUAAUCGUGUUUAUAAUAAUCAGCUUACACUUUCUAUCUUUGUGUAAUUUCACUUUUUCAGUCACUUGGGGUCAUAUUGUUCUGAAUAUCAGCAACUUUUUGUCUGCAUUAUGUUAUGACGUGGUUUCGUGUCUUGUAUUUUGAAAUACUCAGUUUUUCUGGUACUUUGAUGGUGGAUAUCAAGCCUGAACAAGUCAAAGCAAUUAAUAUUUUGUCAUUUCCUCUUCAGACCUUUAGUAUCUUUGAAGCCACUCUUGAAUUUCUCCUUUUCUCAUUGCCAAAUUUAGAGGUUUAGUCAUUUGAACAUGAUGGUAUGAAACACCAUUUAGACUGUUUUGUGGUGAUUAGUUUUCACGUUUUCUUAAAGUUAAUUUUGUUGUGCUGAUCAGCAUUCUUGGUCUUUGAUAUAACUCAGGUAUAUUUUUGAAUACAAACUGCUUUACAGAAUUAGUAUGUACAAUUAUCCAACGUUGUUAAUCACUAUUAUCCUUCAUCUUACGAUCUUGCUGACACUUGCCGUCCGUAUGUGGAUACAGUUAAGUCAUGUCCCAUCCUGGUAUACAAUUGGUUCCUUGUUUUCACUUGCAUUACAAUUUCUUGUUUUUGUCUGAAAUAUUCUUCUGUUCGGCAUAAACUUCUACUUUUUUUAAAUUUAAUUUAAAAGGAAUGGAACUUCUUUAAUACUGACAGUUACGCUGUUCAGUGCUGUGAUGCUGUGCGGUUACCAGUAUAUUGGAGGAAUGUAUGAAGAUCUUCAAGGUAAAAGGUGGAGGUUAUAUGUUCCUCUGAAACACUGGUAACUGCUUACAACGCUGCGAGGCAUCACAAUUGAGAAUGUCAUAAUCUACAUUUUCUGUGCCAUGAGAACUUCAAAUCUUUCUUCAAAAACUCUUAUUCUCCAGGAAAAGUAAUUUAUUUUCUCACAGCCACUAAUACAUCUCUUAAGGUUGGAACUUCUGGUUUUAUUGUAUGGAGAUUUUGAAUUUUCUUUCUUGUUUUGAAUAUAGUACCUUCUGACUUUAUAGUUGCUGCUUCAUUUUUUUUCGUUGGGCGUGUCAAAUUUACUGUUGACCUCUCUUCAUCGUAAUGCCAUUACGGUCUUCACUGUGAAUAGUAAGUCUGGUAUCAUUUUGUGGCUUUCCUAAGGUGUUUUCACUUUAUGUGGAGCAUCUGUUUGUGAAUAUAUUAAUAUAUACAAUUUCCUCGUACCCAAAGAAAUUACUGUGGAGUCAGCGCUCAUAGUGAUAUAUUGAUUAUAUCUGUUUUUUUUUCUUUUCGAGAAAAUUUGGCUUGUUUCACAUUCUACCUGCAGUGAAAGUUAAUGUGGUGGGAUAAUACAUUUGUGUUUUUAGUUAAGGUCAUGUGAUUGAGGAUUCUGUUGCUAGAUGAUGGCAUGGGUCAUGUUUUACCACUCUUUGGAAGUAAAACUUCCCUGCUAGUUGGAUGCUGUGGCAAAUGUGUUAAGUGUAUGGAAGUUUUCUGAGAGUUGUGUUUUUUUGUGAAGAUAUUUUGUGAAAUUAUGAAUAUAUGUCUCAGAAUUAGUGAGAGGGUAGUUCUGAAAUAAUUACAGUACAGUACAUUUCAUUUCUAUUGUUCUUACCAGGGUAGGUAUGGGGUCCAAGUCAAAUCAGGCGACACAUGAUCCUUUAACAUUUUUAUAUAUUACAAAUGUUUAAUUACGCAUUAGUUAUUAAAUAGUAGUGUGUUCUGAAUUGUAGUCUGGUUUCAGCACAGAAGUUGAAGACUGUGAUAGUCACUCUUGACAUGAUUAUAUUUUCUGUUGUGAAAUUUUAAAUUCAAAUUAGAAAAAUCUACAUAUUUGAGUAUAAUGUUAUAAUAUUUGAUUAAAUACUGGGUACUGGCACAAAAAGGUAUAAAAUAGCAUCGUAAUAAUAAACCUUUAUCGGCCGCAUGUCACAGCUAACUAUGCAUUGCAGUAGAUUACCACAAACCCCAGUGCUUAAAGUCUGGCUUUCAGUCCUGUAUUUUGGAAGUUUAAAUCCAUAUUCCCAUAUCAUGAAGGUUAAAGAUAUUAUGACUUUCCAAAUUAUCUGGCACAGAUGACAGAAAAUCAGCAAUUAAACAAGCCAAUAAAAGUAUUUGUUAAUUGUCAAGGAGGCACACUCCUGAUGUAAAAAUAUGUGAAAAGUUCAUAACCGUCUCUUAUAGCUACUAUUAUCGAAAUAAUUACUCAGUGCUGAUCAGAAACAGAUAUAGCUAUAUUAAAACCUUCAAAUGUUUUUAUAACAAAAGCAUUUGAUAUACUCUUGCUUUCACUUUCAAAAAUAUUCACAAUAAGAUUGUCUUCUAACACAUGAGUGUGCUACCAUAUUUCAUCUUUAACUGUGGCGUAAGGCAUCAGGUGGCGUUAGGUUCGCAUACACCCGGGAAAAGCUCAAAAGUGUAACUUCAAGAAUUGAGCGUGUUGCAGAACAUUUCAUUUACUGUUUAUCCGCUACAGUGUUUAUAUCAGAUGAUGUUACACUACUGGAAAGAUUAAGUAAUUAAUUAAUAUUCACUAGGUUUGCUGGGUGUCACGUGUGUGUGAUAUUGACCCUUUCAAUGUUAAUGAAGAAAAAUUCACGUGUUGUUAAUUUAGAAGGCAGUACAGUAUAUCAACUCUGUAAAAACUUUAAAUUUUUAUUUUGUAUGUUAGAUUUAUUUUUGCUGCAGAAUUUCUUGAAAUAUAAAAACUGGUGGAACAUUUCCGUCCAAAGCACAUUGUGCUUUUCCGUCCAUAACAUUGAAAGGGCUGAUAAAUCUGCGUCUUUUGUGUGAUACGGUAUUCGUGGAUUGGGAGUUCCCAUUUGAGGGUGCCAAGGAUACCAAUAUAAAAAUCAAAUCAAAGAAAAGUUGUUAUAUGUUGAAACUGGUAGGACUUGUUACAUGGGGAGUGUUUCUGGAGGCUCCCAGAUUAAUGGGUCCAAUAUCGACGAACCACUGUAAAAGAACUGCGGACAUUCUUAGUUUUUGAUUCUGGAGUUUGGCAGAAAUAUUUAUGGGAGUGAAGAUAUAAUGUUUUAGAUUUAAAACCAGUUAUAAGUCCAAAGGUGCAAUUAAUGGCCUCUAAAUGCCUAUGUUGAGCUCAGGCCUAUAAGUCUGCCUACAGAUUUCUCAUAAAUAAGAGCAUUGAAGGUGUAUAUGAUUUUUUGCAUUAGAUUCAUCACAUUUAUAAAAGUGCUUUAUAAAAUUAAGACUGCACACAGCUUCGUAUUAUUCACAGGUUUACAAUACUCCGUUAAUAUGUGUGUUUGAGGCGCUUGUAUCUCGUGCCUUAACAUUUUAUGCUCUCGUCUCGUAUAAUAUUGAAAGAAAUGUCCGGAAGCAGAGUUUUGUUGUCAUGACAAAAUUUGCUCGAAUCUCAUUUUCCAGUGAAAUUGUUGGAAGAAAUCUCAUUUUAUGUUGCAAUACAUGCGAGUUUUAUGUGUUGCAUAUUAAUAUUGGCAUUGCCAAACUAAGCAAUUAAAAGUGAUUUAACACUGAUUCUGAAGCAUUUCAAGGUAUGUUGCGUCAGUUACGUGGCUGUCAAUGGAGAAGGAAUCUGAUCAUCAAAGUUUCUUGAUUAGUUGAAAUACAAUUAAGGUUAUAGUUACCGGUGAUAAAAGAUGUUUAGUUGAUAUGCUGUUUAUGAAAUGUUUGUCAUCGCUGAAGUAGUUCACUUUGUUAGGUUAUGUAGUUCAAGUCUUCUGACUCUAACACAUUUCUCCAACCCCUGCAAAGAGGAAGUACCAGUAAAACAAUAAUUUAUGUGUUGUUUUGAACAUUAAUUUUCUACUGGAAGGAAUUUGAAAUGUAUUAAUUUUUAAUAUAUGGGAAAAUUAAUGAAAAAUUAACCUUUAAAAAAACUCGAGGAAAUAAAAUAAAAAGUUUAUGCUUAUUUAGUCCUCUGUUGUUCUCUUAUUUUUAUAAAGCUUCUUAUCACCAGAAAGAAUCUAUAUUAAAGUGAAAUAACUUAUUUUGUUUACAGUUUCAGUUAAAGACAAAAUUUUUAUUGAUAACUUUAAUGUCAUUGUAAUAAAUCUGAUCACAUUAUUACAAGGCGGUGUUCUCUGUAUUUAUUCAUUUUGUCACAAUAUGUAAUUUGUAAGGGUGGAGAAUUCUUUGUAGCCACAGCAUACCGAGCUUUUCGGGGUUGGUAUUUAGGACGAAUCAUGAACUCGUGCAACUCUUACAGUUUUACGCACCAAGAGCGAAAGACAGAGAGAGAGAAAAAAUGCUACUCAAAUAAAGAAAGAAUAUUGGAUCAAUAUUUUCAGAGCCCUCUUUUAUAAAAUGUUGGCAUAAAAACUGUCUGGUGUAUCUGAUAGGUUCAUUCAGCGAAUGGAUCGUAAUUUUCGUACUUUCUUUAAACUCUAAGUAAAUGUUAUUAGAAUGUCUUUUGUUAUGGUUUAAAAUGGUUCUUCUACUUCUUCCUUGACACCAUGAAGUUAAGUAUUGUUAAUUUAUUAUUAAAAUUAAUAGUUUAACUUAAUGGAAUAGAGGUGCCUUUAUUUGUGCUCUGUUUGUGAGAAUAUUGUGAAUUUCAGGGUCUUUAAACAUUCUUAAUUCUGCCGAGUCAUAUCUGCGGUGUAUACAGCUGACCUCAUAUUACAUAUGUAAACUGCGGUACUCCAACAUAGACACAGGUUAUGUAGCAAGAUAUUGAGCGUGUAUUCUGUCAAAAAUGUUUGAUUACAAAGUUGAUAUAUUAAAUAUUUAAUAAAAAUAUAAUGGCAGCAGACACGAAUGUUAAAGUUAUGUUUUGUUAUGAUCAGUUUUUCCAGACAUUAAACACGUUUAUGUUCACUAGUUACAGAUCUGAAGAAGAUUUUUCAGCAGUAAAUUUCCUGCAGCAAUAUAAUGUUUAUUAUAAUAUUCAUUUAUGGUGCUUUUAUUGUGUGUAAUGCGUUGUAAUAUUGUAAGUAAACUUAUUUCUGUAAAGGUUGCUUAUUAAAACAGUGUGUUUGAAAUGAGGA